Molecule: messenger RNA, 294 nt
Organism: Colletotrichum orchidophilum
Lineage: Eukaryota; Fungi; Ascomycota; Sordariomycetes; Glomerellales; Glomerellaceae
Exons: 1
Source: RefSeq, a predicted model, not a curated record
ACCCCUGGCACGACAGACGAGCAGGACGGGCAGGUCCUUUAUCCAACUCACGCGGUGCUGAGCAACAGUUGGUUCCUACCCGCCACUCUGCGAUAUGAAAAAGUCUUGGCACCUGCCCUUUGGGGUUACAUCGUGGCGUGCGAAUAUUUAAGCCAAGAAGUUGUGACCCGCGUCUUGGCGACGGACGCAAACUCUCAGUCUCGCCUUUCCACUUCCCAAGAGCAAUUGAACAAACUACUUGCGGUAACCCUCCCCCGUUGUUGCAUGGUCAUGGCUGGCAGAACCAUCAGCUAG